Molecule: messenger RNA, 3267 nt
Organism: Sporisorium graminicola
Lineage: Eukaryota; Fungi; Basidiomycota; Ustilaginomycetes; Ustilaginales; Ustilaginaceae
Exons: 1
Coding region: 1-3267 (1088 amino acids)
Biological process (GO): isoleucyl-tRNA aminoacylation
Molecular function (GO): tRNA binding; isoleucine-tRNA ligase activity; ATP binding
Source: RefSeq, a predicted model, not a curated record
AUGGCAGAGACUAAAGACUCGGCCGCCGCCGUCUUUGGCGAGCACGAGGUCACGGCCGCCUUCAACUUCCCCACAGAGGAAGAAAAAGUCAUCCGAUACUGGCGCGCCAUCGACGCAUUCAAGACUUCUCUCAAGCAGAGCGAAGGUAGGAAACCGUUCAGCUUCUACGACGGUCCUCCCUUUGCCACCGGUCUGCCCCACUACGGACAUCUUCUCGCUGGUACCGUUAAGGACAUUGUCACCCGACACGCACACUCUACCGGUCACUAUGUCGAUCGCCGCUUCGGUUGGGACUGCCACGGUCUCCCCGUUGAGCACGAGAUCGACAAGAAGCUCGGCAUCAAGGGCAAGGAAGACGUCAUGGCCAUGGGCAUCGACAAGUACAACGCCGAGUGCAAAGCCAUAGUCAUGACGUACCAAAAAGAGUGGAAGGAUACCGUCGAGCGCAUGGGCAGGUGGAUUGACUUUGACAACGGUUACAAGACCAUGGAUCUCAGCUUCAUGGAGUCCGUCUGGUGGGUCUUCAAGACGCUCCACCAAAAGGGGCUCGUCUACCAGGGCAUCCGUGUCAUGCCUUACUCCACCGCCUGCACCACCCCACUUUCCAACUUCGAAGCUGGUCUUGACUACCGCGAGGUGCAAGACCCCGCCGUCACCGUCAGCUUCCCCCUCGUCGAUGAUCCUAAGACCGCCUUCCUCGCUUGGACCACCACUCCUUGGACCCUCCCUUCCAACCUCGGUCUUUGCGUCCACCCGGACUUCAACUACAUCAAGAUCCACGACGACGAGCGCGACAUGAACUUCAUCAUCCACGAAGAUCUCCUCACCACCCUCUACAAGGACCCCAAAAAGGCCAAGUUCCAAAAAAUCGAAACCUACAAAGGCAAGGAUCUCGUCGGCAAGCACUACGAGCCUAUCUUCCCCUACUUCCAGGAGCGCUUCAAGGACCGCGCCUUCCGUGUGCUCUCCGACACCUACGUCACUUCGGAUGCAGGUACCGGUAUCGUCCACCAGGCUCCUGCCUUUGGUGACGACGAUCACCGCGUCGCCAUCGCCCACGGCGUCAUCUCGCGCGACGAGACUCCUCCCAACCCCGUCGAUGGCUCCGGCCGAUACACUAACGAGGUGCCCGACUACGAAGGUAUGCAUGUCAAGGACGCCGACAAGGCUAUCCAGAAGGAGCUCAAGGCGCGCGGCCGUCUCAUUGUGCAGGCCACCCUUAGCCAUCAGUACCCCUUCUGCUGGCGAUCGGGCACUCCCCUCAUCUACAAGGCUAUUCCUUCGUGGUUCGUCCGUGUCGAGCCCGUCAUCGAAAAACUCGUCAAGAACAACGACGCUACACGCUGGGUACCCGGCCAUGUCGGCGAGGGUCGAUUCGGCAGCUGGAUCGCCAACGCUCGCGACUGGAACAUCUCGCGCAACCGAUACUGGGGCACUCCCAUCCCAUUGUGGGCCAGCGAAGAUAUGCAAGAGAUUGUCUGCGUCGGCUCGGUUGAAGAGCUGGAGAAGCUCUCGGGCGUCACUGGCAUUACCGAUCUCCACAAGGACAAGAUCGACCACAUCACCAUCCCAUCGCAACAGGGCAAGGGUCAGCUCAAACGCGUCGAAGAGGUCUUUGACUGUUGGUUCGAGUCCGGUUCCAUGCCCUACGCCCAGGCGCACUAUCCCUUUGAGAACAAGGAGAAGUUCGAACGGUCGUUCCCUGCCGACUUCAUCUCGGAAGGUCUCGACCAGACCCGAGGUUGGUUCUACACGCUCCUCAUCUUGGCUACGCACCUCUUUGACACGGCGCCGUGGAAGAAUCUCAUUGUCAGCGGUCUCGUGUUGGCCGCCGACGGCAAGAAGAUGAGCAAGUCGCUGCGCAACUACCCGGACCCCAACCUGCUCAUCAACCAGUACGGCGCCGAUGCCAUCCGACUCUACCUCAUCAACUCGCCCGUGGUGCGUGCUGAGAAUCUGCGCUUCAAGGAGGAAGGCGUCAAGGAGGUGAUCGCCUCCACGUUCUUGCCGUGGCUCAACUCGUUCCGCUUCUUCCUCGGCUCGGUCAACAUGCUCGAGAAGGACCAUGGCAUCAAGUUUGUUUACCAGAACAAGGUCGAAAAAUCGAGCAAUGUCAUGGACCGAUGGAUCCUGGCGCGCUGCCAGUCGCUCAUCAAGCUCAUCAGCGAAGAGAUGGCCGCAUACCGUCUGUACACGGUGGUGCCGCGCUUGGGCGAGCUCAUCGACGAGCUCACCAACUGGUACAUCCGCUUCAACCGUCGUCGUUUGAAGGGUGAGAACGGUGUCGAGGAUACGCAGGCGGCACUCAACUCGUUGUUCGAGACGCUAUACACGCUCUGUCGCACCCUGUCAUCGUUUACACCCUUCCUGACCGAGAAUCUGUACCAAGGUCUGCGCAAGUUCCUGCCAGCACCUGCGGCGGACGACAAGCAGGACUACCGCAGUGUCCACUUCUUGUCGUUCCCCGAGGUCAACGAGUCGUACUUUGACCCGGUCAUUCAGCGCCAGUUCAAGGCGCUCCAGUCGGUGGUCGAGCUGGGCCGUGUGAUCCGCGUCAACUCCAACCUGCCCAUCCGUGUGCCGCUCAAGGAGCUCGUUGUGUUCCACACCGACAAGGAGUAUCUGCAGGACGUCGAGUCGCUGUCGGACUACAUCAAGGAGGAGCUCAACGUGCGCGAUCUGGUCCUGUCGUCGGACGAGGCCAAGUGCGGUGUGCGCUUCAAGCUGUUUGCCGACUGGCCCGUGUUGGGUCGCAAGCUGCGCAAGGACGUGGGCAAGGUUCGCAAGGGUCUUGAGAGCGUCACGUCGGACGAUGCAAAGGCAUACCGCGAGACGGGCAAGCUCAAUGUGGCGGGAGUGGAUCUGGUGGAAGGCGAUCUGCGCGUCAUCCGCUACGUCGAGACCAAGGAGAUCGAGGGCACGUUCGAGAGCAACACGGACGGCAAUGUCGUUGUGCUGCUUGACAUCCAGCAGCGACCCGAGCUGGUGUCGGAGGGCACGGCGCGUGAAGUGAUCAACCGCAUCCAGCGUCUGCGCAAGAAAGCUGGGUUGGUGGCUACGGACGAAGUGGACGCGUUCUACUCGUUCGAAGCUGGACUUGGCCAGGUGCUCGCGGAAUGCAUCGAGAGCCAACCGGAGACCUUCAUGAAGGCGUUGCGCAGGAAACCCUUGCCUGAAGCUGAAAAGCGAGAGGACGCGAAGGUCAUCUUGCAAGAAGAGCAGGAGGUGGGCGAGGACAAGUUCAUGCUGACUCUGGCUUGGGCUUGA